Giardia duodenalis is the source of this 4023-nucleotide messenger RNA. RefSeq names its product Ankyrin repeat protein 1. Bases 1 to 4023 code for a protein of 1340 amino acids. Gene Ontology annotation, molecular function: protein binding. The transcript has a single exon. The record is from RefSeq and is a predicted model, not a curated record. Lineage: Eukaryota; Fornicata; Diplomonadida; Hexamitidae.
AUGUCCAGUGACGGCUCAGACACUUGGUUCACUGCAAUAAGCAAGGGGGAUGUCCAGAAAGUCAGAGAACUUAUUGAUACGCAUUCUGGGACGGUCACGGACAACGGAGAGACGGGCUUAAUGGUAGCAGUUCGAUCUGGAAAUUUGGACUGUGUUAAGCUCCUGGCAAGCAUUGAAUCCGGACACCUUUCUCCAGAAGGAUACUCAGCCUUAUCAUUAGCUGCAGCCGCUAACAGCGCCUUGGUGUGCGAAGCCUUGGUGUGUUUUGAAGCCGAACACAAGCUACCACACGGCUCCAACGCUCUGAUUGUCGCAGCAAAGCAUGGUGCACUGGCUUCAGUACGGGUGCUCACAAAGCAUAUUGAUGCGUCCUUGGCUGAUGUGGAUGGGCUUACUGCUUUGGAUUACGCCGUUCAGAGAAACUAUUCGAAGUGUGCUCUAGCCUUACUAUCGACCAACCGCUUCACCAUAGCAGAGAUAGAAAAGUCGUUACUAUCCGCUAGUGCCGGUGAAUACUCCGAAACAAUCCGUGUUAUCACAAAUGCACUGCGUUUAAAGUAUAGCAAGAGACAAAAGGAUGACGAACUGGUUGAAAUCUUGAGCAAAUUUGUCAAUCAAGCCGCAGUACUUGUACGUCUUCAAGCUGAAAACGCUUCUCUUAAAGCCACAGCCGAUUGGCUCAAGUUGCAGCGUCCUGAUAUCUCAUCAACUACCCCAACUAACUCAGAUGCCUUGCCAUUAGAUACUACUGUUACUGAACUCAAACACUGCAUCCUAAGGCAAAGCAACAAGAUCUGCGCCCUUGAAACACGGAUUGCCCAGAUGCGUGAAGGGCUCCUUGUCAUAUCCCCUGAGCUGGGUGACUAUGAAUUAGAUAUGUCUGCAGUUCGCCUUCGCGAAGCAGAGAUACGGUGCUUGAAGGCUAAUCUUUCCAAAUCAAUUGAUAAUCCGGUUGAGGUAAAGAAUUCAAGUCUUUUGGAUAACUUAGCUGAUUACUACGUUGAUGAUUUUAAUUGUCCUCAAAGGAACAAUUAUCAAUUAAGUGAUAUGGAUGACAGUAUUUCUGACAUCUCUAUUCCGGGAUCUCGACCUAAUUCUACCGCACGCGUUCCUCCAGAUGACCUUAAGUCUGUUGAGUCCAACUCAAUAAUAGAGUUUCUCGACAGCGUUCGGGAACGUGCUGCCAAAGGAAAGACUUUGCAAAGGACUCAGGACUCUCCUCUGCGGUUUUCACGCCAAAAAGAUCCAGAUGCGUUUACUACCCAAAUGAGAAGAAAAAAGUCAUGUUCAGAAGAGCCCAAUUAUACUACUACACAGUCAAGACAAGCCGAUGAGUCAGAUAUUGGUAUUUUACAGCAGGAAGUCGUGGAUUUGCGUUCCAUUCUUGAAAAGUAUGAAACAGAUCGCUUGGCAAAGUCAUUUGUUCAUGGAUCGCCAGCUACAGACCUUCUUGCUAAUUCUGUACUGGGAGACCCUCAAUCUUUUCGCCUGGCUGAAUCCCUCAGAAAGACCAUGUCUCCUGGGCUUUUUGACGGACGGGCAAGGUCAUAUCAACCCACUUCUAAGCCCAAAGAGCGCAGAUUAUCUAUCAGCGUGUUGUCGGGAAUUAACUACGACCCUGUAGCAACAGAGAAUGUUAUCAAUCAGGCAAUUGAUAAUAUGGAUUCAGGGUCGUUCACCGAUUCCCUUACCAGAGAGCACACUUCUGUGUCCGCUUCUGCGCUGAAGUCGAAGAUAGAACACCUGAAGGAAAGGAUGCAACACGUAAAGAAACCUCCUAGGGCAAUUACUACGAUCAGUGAAGCUCCAGAACUGGACUCUGAGGGAACCAAAAUGCCAGAGAAAACAAUCAUAAAAGAAGCCGUCUCAUCCGUUAUAACUCUUGCCAACCAACCAGCUCAUUCUGUUCUUGAAGACUUCAUAGCCCUUGAUAGAUACAAGCAAGCGUUCUAUGAAAAGACGCUAACCAAUAUGGAGGCAUACCUUAUUACAGUAGAACUAAAGAUGAAAUCCUUGGUAAAACUGGCGAAGCGCAUUUUUAUACAGUCCGAAACAAUCACAUCUGAUGCAGAUAGUGUUACUAGUUCAUAUGACGUGGAGACUGUACCAAACCAUCUUACAGAUGGAAAUCUUGAGGGAGACGUUAUGCAUCACAUAGAAAGGCUUUACGACCUGAUGAAGCGCGCAGAAAAUAAGCUCUUACCCGGAGUCCUUAGCUCCAGCUCUCAAAGCAAAUUAAGCGAUCAUAGCAGUGCGAGUGAUCCUCAUGCCAAUUUUGAGCACCCCCAACUCCAAGCACGUACUUACCAAUCGUCAAGCGAAACGCAUAUGAAUGGGAUACCAGAGGUCGUGGCACCUUUGCCACGAGCUCCAUCAGCGCAUGUAUUAAGCCCCACAGGAGAUUCGCGAUCAGAAGAAACUAGCGAUGGCAUUGUUCCUUCCUUUGAAACGUUUUCCGAUACCCAUAGCUUGCUCGCCUCUCAGCAUUCAGAUCACCCAUCACUUGCUCAUCAAACCGAAGCUCUGCUAAGCGAUCUGAAAGACAAGACUUCACUGAUAAAUAAGCUAUCCGAUGAGCUUGCUGAGCGAGAGGCACUUAUAGUGCAAUUGUCAAACACCGAUAAUACAAUUUGUUCAAAAUUAGAGGAGAAAAUUAAGACUCUUGGUGAGGACUUACAACGACAACUUGAAAAGAAUAGAGAAUUAGAGAAACAGCUAGCCAAAAGCAAUGAUCUUAGCACAUCUUUGAUAAAACUGGAGUAUAGGCAAUUGGCCUAUGAAUAUAUGCUCCAUUUGUUAGUUUCUGAUCCGUCUGUAUCCUUUAGAGCCAGCCUCGCAUUUAACUCUGCAGUAAUCCCGGACGCCUCUUCCUUAAGUGCUGAACUUGCAAAACUACUUAUCAGUAAAAACCUUCUUAAGAUGUCUGAGUGUUCAACUGUGCUCCAAACUUCUCUCAAGCCGCUUCUCGAUUUGAUUCCUUCUGUAACGGAUAGAUCUGUCCAGGAUGCGCCAUUUCUUUGCGAAAUUAUAUCUCAGGAAUUAGAAAAUGAUGCGAUUGAACCCACAUCAUUACCGGUUGUCGGUCGCAGACCUCAUUCUCCUGAUUCCCAUCUCAUCACAGAGAGUUUCAUCAGACAAGAAAAUGCAGACUACUUUUACCUCAAUCACGAUAACAAUACUCCUUUGAUGAACGCAGUCUUGGCAGAAAAUAUCACUGCUGUGCGUGGGCUUCUCCACUAUGCUCGGCAAAUAAACAAUAAAGGCGAAACAGCAUUAAUGCUGGCAAUACCUACCCGUAACGAAGAAAUAAUUCAUAUGCUGAUUGGCCUAGAAGCCGGGCAUGUUUGUUCCAAUGGAGAUAGUGCAUUGCUCAGGUGUCUUCGCUUAGGCGAACUUAAGCUUGCCGAGCUAUUAACAGAUGAUGAAGGGGUACGUAUUACUGGCACAUCCUAUCAGGGUAUGGAAGGAGAGAAUAGGCCACCUGAAAUACUUAACGCGGCAUCGGACGGAGACAUAGUCAAGGUGUGGUCUCUCCUCCCCUAUCAGAAGCGUAUGACAGAUGCAACUGGGCGUACUUCUCUAAUGCUUGCAGCAGACGCGGGGAACAUAUCACUAGUUAAGCUUCUGUGUACUCAUGAGUGCCAAAUGCGCGAUACAUCCGGUCGCACAGCCCUAAUGAUAGCUGCUGCCAACAAUCAGGUAGACGCCGCUUUAUGCUUGCUACCUAGCGAGGCUGGGAUGCAGAGCAAUGAUGGAAAGACUGCGCUUAUGUAUGCAGCCGCACACAACAGUCUGGAUUGUUUGAAAGCUCUUGCUCCUCACGAGUCUGGAAGAAAAGCAAUAAAAGAAGAUGGUUCGGGAUUGGGAUACACUGCAUUGAUGGUCGCAGCAAACAAGGGACACAUCAAUGCCAUCCGCUUGUUGCUCCCAUACGAACAGGAUUUACGCGAUAAAAAGGGCCGAAGUGCGGCUGAGUAUGCCAAAUCAGAGGUUGCAAAGAACGAGUUCACACAGAAUAACUAA